Penicillium daleae is the source of this 1434-nucleotide messenger RNA. Its product is annotated as putative MFS transporter. Bases 1 to 1434 code for a protein of 477 amino acids. Gene Ontology annotation, molecular function: transmembrane transporter activity. The transcript has 6 exons. The record is from RefSeq and is a predicted model, not a curated record. NCBI's taxonomy places the organism in Eukaryota, Fungi, Ascomycota, Eurotiomycetes, Eurotiales, Aspergillaceae. Gene Ontology annotation, biological process: transmembrane transport.
AUGGCCACCAGUCCAGAUCCUAUGUCCCAAAAACCCGAGACACAACUCGACUCACCCCACGACUCAGAAUCGGACAUGGAAAUAAACUCCAAGCCACAACUGCCCACUGGAUAUAACCUGCCGUUGUGGCGCAAAUGUCUGAUUCUUUUUGUUGUCAGUUGGAUGACUCUGGCAGUCACGUUCUCUAGUACAUCACUACUUCCCGCCACUCCAGAGAUUGCCAGUGACUUUUCUACGACUACCGAGAUUCUCAAUGUCAUCAAUGCGGGUGUCUUAAUCGCAAUGGGGUUUUCCUCAUUUAUUUGGGGUCCCAUGACGGACUUGGUUGGGCGUCGAAACGCCUAUAAUGCCGCUAUAAUGGUCUUAUGUGCCUGUUCGGCGGGGACGGCAGUCGCAAUCAAUCUACACAUGUUUAUUGCGAUGCGUUUACUAUGUGGACUUACCGGAACAUUCUUCAUGGUCGCCGGUCAAACAAUCAUUGCGGAUAUCUUUGAGCCAGUCGUGCGCGGGACAGCUGUGGGCUUUAUGAUGGUCGGUUCAGUUAGUGGUCCUGCAAUCGGCCCAUGUGUUGGUGGUGUCAUUGCCACCUUCGCUCAAUGGCGCAUCAUCUACUGGCUCCAAUUCGGCAUGACUGCGCUCGGGCUUGCGCUCUCUCUGUUAUUUGUUCCAAACAUUCAGAAGAAGCAGCAGUCUCUGUCUGCCACCCAGCCGGUCAAUCUUUCGUUGGUUUUGCAAAUGUUCAACCCACUACGUAUCUUCCGUCCAUUCAUCUACCCGAAUGUUUUCCUCUGCCAUUUCACAUGUGGUCUACUGGCAACUUUUCAAUAUGCCAUUCUCACCUCUGCGCGCUCGAUUUUCAACCCUCGUUUCCAUCUGACAACUCCCCUUGUAAGCGGUCUGUUCUAUCUGUCCCCGGGAAUGGGAUUUCUCAUCGGAAGCGUUAUGGGUGGGAGAUUGUCAGAUCGUGCGGUGAAGAAAUGGAUUAAAAAGCGAAAUGGCGUGCGACUACCUCAAGAUCGGCUAAACAGCGGUCUGGUAACCCUAUUCGUCGUCCUUCCGGCUUCAACAUUGAUAUACUCCUGGACGUUGCAGGAAGAAGUUGGAGGCAUGGCUGUGCCUAUCAUCAGUGCCUUCACCGCUGGAGUUGGACUACUGGGUACAUUCAAUGGUUUGAACACCUAUUCGGCCGAGGUCAUGCCGCACAUUCGUUCCGAAGUGAUCAGCGGUAAAUACGUAGUCCAGUAUCUCUUUGCUGCAGCUGCAACGGCGGCGGUCGAGCCACUGAUCAAUUCAAUUGGCGUCGGCUGGACAUUUACCAUUUGCGUUGCAUUCGCGAUUAUCGGUGGCUUUUGUGUUUUGGCCAUUACUAAAUGGGGCAUCGAUAUGCAGCGAUGGGUUGAGGAGAAGUUUGGCAUCGAUGAGAAACCAUCAUAA